Seriola dumerili (greater amberjack) is the source of this 601-nucleotide messenger RNA. RefSeq names its product receptor activity modifying protein 1 (gene ramp1). Gene Ontology annotation, molecular function: coreceptor activity. The transcript is spliced from 3 exons. Gene Ontology annotation, cellular component: signaling receptor complex; membrane; cell surface. The coding region runs from base 152 to 601 and encodes 149 amino acids. Gene Ontology annotation, biological process: protein localization to plasma membrane; regulation of G protein-coupled receptor signaling pathway; intracellular protein transport. The record is from RefSeq and is a predicted model, not a curated record. NCBI's taxonomy places the organism in Eukaryota, Metazoa, Chordata, Actinopteri, Carangiformes, Carangidae.
CUCAUUGACCGGACGACCGCAUUAGAUGGAUUUCUUCCCCAGCUCUCAUUUGUGGUGUUACCUAUUACUCUUUGAGCUCUAGUAAGUUGAUUUCUCCCCCUUCACAUCUCUCCCAAAACUUGAGUCGGUGGAUCAUUUUGAGAGCGACAGGAUGGGAUCGCAGACCGGAGCAGCUCUGCACAAACACACGCUUCUGUGGUUCAUUGUAGCGUCUCAGUGUGUGUCGGCGCUGGGAUGCGGACCCCACUACGAAUACGCAAUCGAGGAGUUCUGCCUGGCCAAAUUCAAACUGGACAUGCAAGAGCUCGAUCAGAAACACUGGUGUAGCUGGGAGGACACAGUCGAGAUCUACGGUGACCUGACAAACUGCACUUACCUGGUGGCGCUGAAGAUGGAGUGCUUCUGGCCGAACCGGCUGGUGGACGAGUUCUUCAUCAGAGUCCACAAGCAGUACUUCCGCGACUGCUCGCUCUCUGGACGGCUUCUCAGGGACCCACCCAACCGCAUCCUGGGUCCCUUCAUCGUGGUGCCCAUCCUGGUCACCCUUCUCAUGACAGCCCUGGUGGUGUGGAGGAGCAAACGCAGCGAGGGAAUCAUGUAG